CGGCCUGAUGCGUUGAUCACCGUAUCUGUGCAACACAGCAUCGUGGAUUCGUGAUCAUUCAAAUUGUGUCCGAGGUCCACAUCUCCCUGUCAUCUGUUUCUCUCACUCCCAAACCGCGCUCUCCCUACUUACCGGCGACAAUCGGCAUGGCCAUUCGACGCCAACCCUCCUCGACCUCCCUCGCGCGUUAUGCAGUCGCAAAGUCUCCGGGCGUAGAUCUCUAUAACGGCAGCACGUCGCGCGACUUCUGCAAUUCCUUCUGGGGCGCGGGCGACGCCGGUGUGAACGUGCUAUUUGCCCGAAUGCGCGGCGCGAGUCGUACGACGGACGAGCUGCGCAACUUCUGGAAGGAGCGAGCAACUAUUGAGGAGGAGUACGCCGCACGGAUGAUGAACCUCGCGAAGGCGACGCUGGGAAAGGACGAGAUUGGAGAAUUGCGGAAUUCCCUCGAUACCCUCAGCCUUGAAACGGAGAAGCAAGGCGUUGCCCAUCUCGAAUUCGCCUCCCAAAUACGAUCAGAGUUGGAGGCACAGACCACUGCGUUUCUCAGCAAACAAAUCACACAUCGUAAAAAUCUGCAGGGCCCGCUGGAGAAACGAUUCAAAGUCAAGCAGACACAGGAAUCGUAUACCCUCAAGGCGCGCGAGAAGUAUGAAAGCGACUGCCUUCGUAUCGCUUCUUAUUCGCAGCAAAUUUCAGUCAACCCGGGCAAAGACGUUGAGCGGCUCCAACUCAAGUUGCGCAGGGCGCAACAGACGGUCCAGGCAAACGAGAAGGACUUUGCCAACUUUACGAAAACGGUCAUGGAUAUGACACCGCUAUGGGAAAGGGACUGGAAGAACUUUUGUGAUGCAAGUCAGGACCUGGAGGAGGACCGCCUGGACUUCAUGAGGGAUAUCAUAUGGAUGUAUGCGAAUGCGGUUUCGACGUUAUGUGUGUCUGAUGACCAGUCUUGUGAACGGAUCCGUAGUGUGUUGGACCAGCUUGAGCCGGACAAAGACAUCGAGAACUUUGUGGAAGAAUAUGGGACAGGGAACUCGAUACCAGAUCCACCGGUCUUUGUGCCGUAUCCUUCUCAACAACCGGACUCUUCAUCGAGACCAACUACUUCUUCUCGCACCGCCGAGUUUGAACGGGCAUCCGUUCGGCCUGUGCCUGCUUAUGGCGCCGACCAGGACCCCCUUAGCCCGAGCUUGGUGGCCGAACAAAUUAUUCCUACUGCCAUUGUUGCCGCCGCCGCCCCGAUCCGUGCCACCGAUCGAGCUGAUUCGCAAUCGCAAUCGGAUGCUGGGAGCAUGCGAGGAGAAUAUCAGGAUCGGGGGAUUGUGGAUCCCAUGUUAACGCGAUCUCCCAAUGGCUCGGCCAAUGUCACGAGACCUAUGCAGGCCUCGCCAGUAGUGCAACCGACGCAGCCUCCGCCGCCGGCACCACCACAGGUGCAGCCGCAACAACCAAUUCAGCCUCCGCCCACAUCGUAUCAGCAGCCGGACCCCGAAGUUACUCUCAGUCGACGGGCGUCGGGCCCUCUGCCUCCACAACCGUCAGUCUUGCCGUACAACUCCCCACCCGUCCGGGCCCCGACUCCCCAACCCGAAGAAUCCGGUCGCAUAUUGUUUUAUGUGAAGGCGCUUUAUGACUACACUGCUACUAUCGCAGAAGAAUUCGACUUCCAGGCAGGAGAUGUGAUUGCCGUGACUGCGACUCCGGACGACGGAUGGUGGAGUGGAGAGUUGCUGGACGAAGCUCGCAGGGAGGAGGGCCGACAUGUCUUCCCCAGUAACUUUGUGGUUUUGUUUUAAUCCGCUAUGUGCCCGCACUCAAUCAUAUGUAUCAUACACAAUAGUGCCUAG
This is a messenger RNA of Mycena citricolor, 1850 nucleotides long. The record is from the annotation of a GenBank genome assembly. NCBI's taxonomy places the organism in Eukaryota, Fungi, Basidiomycota, Agaricomycetes, Agaricales, Mycenaceae.